AUGACGAAGCCUAGUAAUAAAAACAAAACAAAAAGCAAAGAUAUUAACAGGAGAGCGUUGCCCGUCUCGUCCUCUUCGAGUAACUCGGAGGGGGCGCCGGACAGCGACUCCGACAGGGGGACGAUAAGGUCCCGGAGUCCCCUUAAUGGCAGCAAGGGAAGCCUCAGUAAUCCCGCUGUUGUUAAGGAUGAGAUCCUCCGGGAUGUAAAAUUGAGGAUAGUGAAAGAGCUCAGACUGACCGUGAUAACCCCGUCAUCUCAGGCAACUGUCAUCGAAGGCCCAAAGGAGACGGAGGGGACAGUGGAGCGUACCGCGAUCAAGCGGCCCGCAUCCGCGGCCUCUCCAGCGACACAAGAAGGCGUCGUGGACCUCGAGGACCCCAUUGAGGAAUUCCAGACGGAGGACUCCGACGAGGACUACGUGGAUAUCCCACCCGAGACUACAGAUGUCGGCCCCCCUAAGGUCAAGCGACCUAGAGGAAGGCCCGCCGUGACCAGGCGCUACGUCGGUGCAUAUAAGGCCAGACGGAAGGCCGCGGAGGCUCAGGAGAGAUAUAACCUGAGCCUAGCGGAGCGAGAAUUUUAUGAGGACAACGCGCAGAGGAGGCGGGAGACGGCCUCCUACGCGAUAACGCUUGAUGAGCGGGGCGUGACUGGCAAGGAGGCCAAGAGGGCUAUCCUUGUCAGGCGUAUCGAGGACGCAGCCAAAACGGCCAGGAUGGUUUCUCUCAAGUCCGGAAACCUGAAGGGCACGUUCCGGAAGGCGCUCAAAAUCCUGGCGGAUAACAUCGCCGAGGAUUUGAAGGCACUGGGGCCCCUGUCUGCCAAUGAGGAAGUGCGGAGGUUGGAGCGAGAUAAGACCAGCCUCCGCGAGGAAAUGACCCAGCUCAGGGCUGAGGUCGCCUCCCUCAAGAAAAGCCUCUCCGAGGGGCAACCAUUGUGCGAGGAGGUUCUCCCCCCCCCCUUAGUUCGCGGCGGCGACGAGGCGGCUUCCCGUCCGUCACGCAAGGCGAAGAAGCGGAGGACACAAGGGAGUGAACCGACUGUGGCCUCCCCUGGUUGGGAACGAGAGCCGCUCGCGGCCUCCACUGCUGGCGAGUAUUCUGGCGCGACCUGCCCCCCGAUCCCGGCCACAGGGGAUUGGAUGGAGGCACUUGCGGCGCGCAUAACGAGGCAGGUGGGAGAUUUGAUGAGUGCGAGGUUUGCGGUUGUCGAGUCUCGCCUCCCCCCUGAGGAGAUCCUCCGUCCCCCCUUCGUUGCCUCAAGGAGGAACGGCGCUGGGCCGAUGGCGCUCCCCUCGGUUAAAGAGGGAAGGUCCAAGUUGACCCCGCCGGUGGCCACCAAAUCUGGGAAGGGGCAGAAUAAGUCCCAAUCCCAGCCCCAGCCUCAGCCGGCACGGCCCGAAUCUCUGGCCCGUGCUCAGGUGAAAGCUGGAGAGAGCCUCGACAGCGACAAUCUGUCGUUUGUGGAGGUUGUUAAGAGGAGUGGGAGAAAGAAAGGGGCGAUAACUGCUCCUACGGCUCCUCCUCCACCCGCCAAAGGGCAGCCCGGGGGGGUUGCCGCCAAACCGAAGGCGGCGCCCUCUAACAAAAAAGGGCUGCCCGCGGGGGCUCCUAAAACGGCCUCGGCGGCCAAUAAAAAGGCCCCGCUGCGAGGUCCAAGGUGGAUCUUGCGGCCUUGGAAAUUGACCACCUCCGCAUGCGGAGGGCGGUCACCGGGGGCAUCAUUCUUGAGGCCCCCGGGGAAGAGAGGUGCCUCCAAGGCGGACAAGUUGGCCGAAGAGCUGGUUGCCGCUCUUGGGGACAGUGGAGUGAAAGUCUCCAGGCCGGUGCCCACGUCUGAAGUCAGGGUAGCCGGCUUGGAUGACUCUGUCACCGCGGCUGAGGUGGCUGCAUCUAUUGCGGUGGCGGGGGGCUGUGCCGCGGCGGACAUUCGGGUCAACGGGCUCAGGCCUGGAACGGGCGGGCUUCACGGAGCGUGGGCCCGGGUCCCCAAGGCCGCCGCUCUCAAGGCGGCCAAGACGGGAAGACUGAGGGUCGGAUGGACGAUGGCCCGGGUGGAGCUGUUAGAAGCCCGCCCGAUGCAGUGCCAUCGCUGCCUUGAGGUGGGGCACGUCCGCAAUAAGUGCCCCUCAGAAGUGGACCGUAGCGGACUCUGUUACCGCUGCUGUCAGGAGGGUCACCUCGCGGGGACGUGCCAGGCUCCCCCAAAGUGCCCGAGGUGCGAGGCGCACGGUCGCUCCUCCUAUCACAGGAUGGGAGGAAAGGCCUUCGUGGCUACACCCCCUUCUAAGAAGAGGGACGGCCAGGCCAAGUCAACGGUCUUGGGCACCGGGCGCGGCAGCGGUGGCUGCGCCAGAGAAAGGCGGCGGGAAGACGGCGACCAGCACCGUCUCUCCUGCCGUGGGAGAGGGAGCUGCUGCACACUCUCCCAUGGAGGUAGUAAGGAGGAGGCCAUGGAGACCGGUAAGUAA
Molecule: messenger RNA, 2472 nt
Organism: Solenopsis invicta (red fire ant)
Lineage: Eukaryota; Metazoa; Arthropoda; Insecta; Hymenoptera; Formicidae
Exons: 2
Coding region: 1-2472 (823 amino acids)
Molecular function (GO): nucleic acid binding; zinc ion binding
Source: RefSeq, a predicted model, not a curated record